AUGCUCAAUUCGACAAUUGGCGAGCAAGGAAAGGAAGGAAGGAACAAACGGGACGAAGAAUCGCAAAAGGUAAACCAGGAAAGGACGAAUGUCGAGAAGGGAGACGAAAAGAAAAAUAGAAAGCAGAAGAGGAGAGGAUACCAACACAACGAGGACGAAAGUAGAGGCGAGAUUUGCAAGGGAGGCCAGAAUAGGAGAAAGAGCGCGCGAACGACGCGAAUUAGGUUGAGACAGUAUGGAUUAUGGGUUGCGAGCAGAGAGCACACUGGCAAGUCCCGAAAUGACAAAGCGUGA
Molecule: messenger RNA, 294 nt
Organism: Sporothrix schenckii 1099-18
Lineage: Eukaryota; Fungi; Ascomycota; Sordariomycetes; Ophiostomatales; Ophiostomataceae
Exons: 1
Coding region: 1-294 (97 amino acids)
Source: RefSeq, a predicted model, not a curated record